UGUUCAUCUAGCCUCUAUGGCAUUCUGUCCAAUGUUCGUUCUAUCCAUCAGUCACGAGACAAAUGUAAUAAAAAUUGAAAAAUACGUCUCUAAAAAGACUACAAAACUUUAAUUCAUAUUAUAGUUGUAGCUAAAGAUGGCCUGCAUGUGUUGUUUAAAAAAAUGUUUUCAUUAGUUUCAUCUGGUCUCUUGUGAAAGGCUGGUGUCAAAGUACGCUUUAACUAAUGAAUGAUGCAGUCUAUUUUCUGGACAGGGAGACUGCUAUCACGUGCUUUACGAAAUGGACUUUCGAAUUUCUCAAGUGCUACUGAAUUGAACGUUUCGUCGACAAAGCACCCUUAUUUAGUAUCAGUGGUGUGUGGUUUUCCUAAAGACAUUGCUAAUGGAAGAACGCGCAAAGGACAGUUCGGUGACGACGCAUGGUUCUCCACAAAUUCCAGCAACGCGGAUGUUAUUGGUGUGGCAGACGGUGUAGGAGGAUGGCGUGCUUACGGCAUCGACCCUGGCGAGUUCUCCUCGUACCUCAUGAGGACGUGCGAGAGGCUCGUCCAAAUGGGACACUUCAAGAUGUCAGAGCCAGGGGACCUGCUGGCGAAGUCCUAUUACGAAUUAUUGGAACAUAAGAAACCAAUACUAGGAAGCAGUACAGCGUGCGUGAUGAUCUUAGACCGGUCGGAGAGCGUAAUGCGCGCCGCCAACAUCGGUGACAGCGGGUACAUGGUAGUGCGAGGAGGCCGCAUCGUUCACCGGUCGCACGAACAGCAGCACUACUUCAACACGCCUUACCAGCUCAGCUUGCCGCCGCCCGGACACGACCGGAAUGUGCUUAGUGACAGGCCAGAAUCGGCGGAGACGUCAGAAUUCGCAGUGGAGUGCGGUGACGUGAUCCUAGUGGCGACUGACGGCGUGUUCGACAAUGUGCCCGAGCCAGUCCUAGUGGCGGAGAUGAGGCGCGCUCAGGGGCUCGCGGGCGAGACCAAGAGGCUGCAGGCCGUCGCCAACUCCAUCGCGUGGAUGGCGCGCAACCUCUCCUUCGACGGCUGCUACAUGUCGCCCUUCGCCAAGAGCGCGCGACAGAACGGCAUUGAUGCCAUUGGGGGAAAGCCGGACGACAUAACGGUGCUACUUGCUAUCGUAGCGCUAUGAAAAUGUCCUAUGUGAUUUAUGUAGCUAGAUUCUAGGUACAUUUUUGUUCAAGAUUACUACAAAAUUUAGUUAUAUAAUAGUGAUAACAACGAAGCCAAAAAUAUGUUUGGACCCUUUUCUGUAAUUGAUCUGUAAUUAUUUUUGAAUGUCUUUGGUUAUAAGUGAAGGAGGUGCCCACAUUUGAUUCUUCGCGAUUUAUUAUAUGAGACAGAUGUGUUUCUGAUUUCUGGAAAUCUGUUUUAUAUGUAUAUUUGACAUUUAAUUGUUACUUGUGCAUAGUAAUGUGUAAAUACUUUUUUGUACUAUAUGACGUCAAUUUUGUAAUAAUAGAUAUUUCUGUAUGAUCUCAAAAGUUGUUUGUAUGUUUUAUUACUGUACAGGGCCAGGCCACGGAGCCGUUCACUGGUCACCUCCUAAACUUGAUUCUGUCUACUUAUGUUAGUUGUGAAAUAGAAUUGUUUAUUCAGAGAUCACGCGAUGUGACGCCAUGAUCUGAAUGUUGUGCUUCUAAAUUAUUGUGAUUUACAUGAAGCUGCUGAUGUUAUAAUGCUGGAAAGAAAGUGUACAUUACUUGUUGAAAGAUUUACGAGAAUUUUGAAUGUAAUUGGGUCAACGAAAGUUAUCCGUGACCGACAUUAGCAAUCGUUGAAAAACAGACCUACUUCUACUAUCUGUUGUUUUAUGAUUGUACAUAAAACUCGCGAAUAUGGCAUAUUAUAUUAUGUAACUGACUUAAAUGUGUACAAAAAAUACAUAUAUACAGACAGUAUACAGUAAUAAUAUGUCGAUUGUAAGCAAUGUAUAGUCAGUCUCAAAGGGUCAACGCAUUGUGUACUAGAUAACAUCAUCUUUUUUCUCUUUAUAAGAGUAUGUGAACAAAAUAUUUACCCUGAGAAAACAGAAACGAUUUCUUAAAGGUACCAUUUUAACGAUUUUAGCUUUGUUGGCCCAAAUGUAAAAAUAGUAGUAGUAUAAUAGUUUUAUUAUUGUGUGAUUUCAAAGUGGACGAGUAUGUCUUUCUGAAAUAUUUAAUUUUACAAUCAACUGUGUUUUUGUGGAAUUGAGUGUGAGAGUUUGAAUGAAGACUGAAUACAACUAGAUAUACUGUUCUUGUUGUUACUAGUAGUUUUAAUAAUGUUACGAAACUAUAUUUGAAACGAUCACAACUAACGGUUCUAUAUAAGACACUUAAUGUUCUUUUUAUAAAUUUUUAUGUAAAUUAUAUGUGUAUUGAUUGUAUGUUUCAUUUUUUCUACAAGUAAAUUAAACCUUUGUCGCAGCUGCUAUUACAUUUUGGAUACAUUUUAGACUGCUAAAAUUAGAAAUCAUUGUAAUCAUUCAUUAGCUGCAUUAAUUCUUUUUUAAAGUGCAUUUUACGAUUAUUUUUAAUAAUAAAUUAUGUGACGGAUAAAACGUUACAAACAUUAUUCAAUUGAAUAGCUCAGUCGAUAUGUACAGCAAGCAGAACUUAAACUGGUAACCUAUUGACUUGGCGUUCUAUUGUAUUGUCAUAUUGUUGAGCCUUGAAUUUCGUUUUAACCGUGACAUUAAUCUUCAAGCAAUUUCCGAGUUAACAACUACAUACCUAUAUACUUUAUUAUUCUUUCUAGAUCCAAAAUUGGUUGUUAGCCUUCGCUUAAAAUGUUUGUAUAUAAAUAAAAAUCAUUAGCGUAGCAAAGUUAAAAGAUGACUCGUCUUUUAAAUGUAUGUCAAGGUACUGUAAGUAGUCACUGAUCAAACGCUUAUCGUCGUUACAUUUCGACUCGGACUUAUCAACUCUGUGUUAUUUAAAAUUCACCAUGAUAUUGUGUGAAAAUAGAAUAAACAAUUCUGAUUAUGA
Molecule: messenger RNA, 2986 nt
Organism: Helicoverpa armigera (cotton bollworm)
Lineage: Eukaryota; Metazoa; Arthropoda; Insecta; Lepidoptera; Noctuidae
Product: protein phosphatase PTC7 homolog
Exons: 5
Coding region: 229-1146 (305 amino acids)
Biological process (GO): protein dephosphorylation
Cellular component (GO): mitochondrion
Molecular function (GO): protein serine/threonine phosphatase activity
Source: RefSeq, a predicted model, not a curated record